AUGAAUAAUAAAAGGUCUAUUGAAGCUUUAGAUGAUGAUAAUAAUAAAAAUAAAAAAAAUAAAAAAAAUCAUUCUGAUGAUGAAAACAAACCAAAGCAAAUUAUAUCAUAUUUCAAUAGUGAUUUUGAUAAAGAAUAUAAUGAAUUCAUAAAAAAAGAUUAUAAUAAAUUAAAAAGAGAAGAUAUUAAAGAAUUUGCAAAUAAAAUUGGUAUCAAUAGUAUUGGUAAAAAAUGUGUUAUUUACAAAAGAGUUUCAGAGUUUUUUGGGGCACAACAAACAUUAGCAAUUGAAAAACAAGAAAAAGAAUCAAUCAAUUCAUUCAAUAAAGAUACGGCACAACUAAAAUUUAAGGAUAUCGCGCCACAUGAAACUUUAUUCUGGGCAAUUUUUAGAAAUAAAGUAAUUUUCAAGAAUAUAUUUUCAAAUUUUAUAUUCAGUAGAUCAUUCAGCUAUGAAAGACUUAACUCUCUCAAUUUUAUAUUAGAUAGAUACACAAAUGGUGAAGCAAUUUUAAAAGAUAAAGUGAAAAGUGCUCAAAAUUUACAAUUAAUUUUAAAUUACAAUUAUACUUAUGAAAUAAAAACCAUAUGUGAAACUAUAAUCAAAGAUACACCAUCCAAUAGAUCUUUCUAUCAACAACUAUUUUCAAACUAUUCAAAAACAAUUAAAAUUAUUGAGUUUUUUAAAAUGGCAUUUCAAACAUCAAAUAUCACAGUAUUAAAAGAACUAAACCACUAUUUACAAACUCGAGAAAGCUUUUCGGACAUAGAUGUACAUUACAUACAAACUUAUCAAUCUAUUAAAAUGAUAAAAUAUUUAAACUCAGUUGGUUUUAGAACAAGAAUUAAAAGAAACUAUUAUCAUGAUAAUAAAUGCUUUUUUUUUCGUUUUUCAUUUGACAUAUCAAGUCUUAAAAAUUUAAAUCAACUCAUUAAAACAGUCGAAUGCUUACCAUUACUUUAUGAAAAAAUAGAGAAUAGUCAAAUGGAGAAAAUCAAAACAUUAAAAAAACUAUCAUCAAAACUAUUUACACAAGAACAAUUAAAAUCAACUUUAAACCAACUCUUAAUGGAGAAUAAUUGUUUCAAUAAUAAUAAUAUGGAAAUUAUUACAAGUUUAUCAUUUUUAAAUAAUAAUAAUAAUCAUGAUGAUAUGAUUAGUUUUUUUUCAAUUAAAAAAAUUAUUUUAAAAUACAUAAAACUAUUCUUUCAAAUAAUACAACAACAUUUACCACCAGAAUACUAUAUUUUCUCAAGUGAUAAACAAUUAUUUUUAGAAAAAUUGAGAAAAAAUAAGUUUUUAUAUGAAAUAUUAUUUAAAUACACAAUCACCGAUUAUCAACUCUAUUUAGAAGCAUCCAAUCUACUUUUAGAAGAAAAAUAUUGUUCUGGAUCUAGUUUAUUUAUUUUUUUAAAGCUCACACUCGCGAGAAAUAAUUUGGAAUUAAUUCGAGUGAUAUUUGAUCAACAUAUUAAAAUAUUUAAUAGUUUUUUUCCACUAUAUAAUAUUAAAAGAGAUACUAUUACCAUAUUAAAUAGUAUUCAAUCAACAGAGGUAUUAGACUACUUUUACAACAACCACCAAAGCAUUGCUUUGUUUAGAGGGGAGCAUAACUACUUUUGCUUUUUUGUAUCAAAUAAAACAAUUCUUAAACAUUAUGAAGAGUUAAUGGUCAAGUUAGGAAGGAGUUUUUUUGUUCAUAAUUUAGAUUUUUGGGUAAAUAAAGAUUUUGCAAUAGGAUUUGAAGUAUUUUAUAGAACAGACAAAAACCCAAUUGUUUAUAACACUCGAGACUUUCAUACUCCCGUUAUUAAUCCUUUUUGCCAAAGAUUGAAAUCAGAAGAUCAAGUUGACACUACCAUAAAAUAUUUCAAAUCAAAAAGUUAUAUUUUAAUUUAUUCACUAGAUUUAAAAAUAAUCAAUUUUUAUAACUUAAAAGUAUUUCAAUGGCUACUCGAACAUGCUCAAUUACCAUUACCAAAUGAAAUUAUUGGAAAUCAAAAAAUUCAAUUACAUAUAAACUUCAUUAAUAAUAAAAAUCAAAAACUGCAACCUCACCAACAAAGAGAUAUCAAAUUUAAUAAACAAACAUUGUUAAUUGAAGUAUCUUCUGUUACUUACAUUUCUUUACUUUAUAUUUUUGGCAGAUACGAAACUAUAUUUCAAAUAAAAAAUCUAUCACUAGUACUUUUUCAGAAUUUUAAAUUUUCAACAGAAUUUAUAGAUCAAUUAUUAAAUAAUCUUUUAAUUACCAAAACAAUUAAAAUAUACGAAAUAAAACUCUGUGAAAUAAUUAUGAAUUUAAUAAAUGAAGGUAACACAGCAGCAAUUAAAAUAAUUUCAUUAAAAUAUCCUCAAAUAAUUACAAAACAUUCACCAUUAAAUCCAAAUGGUAUUUUUAAAAAUUCAAAAAAACUUUUAAGAGAAUCAAUAAAAAGGGAUCAUGUGGAAAUUUCAGAAAUUUUAUUUUAUUAUAUUUCAAUAAACAAUAAAGAAUUUGAAAGAUACAUAAAAAAUUCAUCAGAUAGGGAACUUUUUGAUUUUAAACUAAACUAA
Messenger RNA from Dictyostelium purpureum, 2556 nucleotides. RefSeq lists its product as uncharacterized. Lineage: Eukaryota; Evosea; Eumycetozoa; Dictyosteliales; Dictyosteliaceae. The transcript has a single exon. The coding region runs from base 1 to 2556 and encodes 851 amino acids. The record is from RefSeq and is a predicted model, not a curated record.